AUGCGCCUUCCACGCAAGUUGGCCCAGGUGGAAGGCAUUCAACACGCAGUAUAUGCCGAUGACAUUACAAUAUGGACCACCGAAGGGAGCAUUGGGGAAAUGCAGGAACGCCUUCAGCGGGCCGCAUCCAUAGUCGAGGCGUAUGCCAACGAUUGUGGACUCCAAUGUGCUCCAACCAAAUCAGAGCUCCUGCAUAUUAGAGCGAAGCCAACCGAUAAAUCAGCCAUACACAUCUCUCUGUCAGGGGUUCCCAUCAGAGAGGUGGAGGAGCUUCGGAUUCUCGGCCUGUUCAUUCACCACAGACUCAGACCGGACUCCACAAUUGCGAAACUCCGGAUAGUAGGCGAACAGGUAGGGCGCAUGAUCCACCGCGUUUCCAACAAGCGGGGCGGUCUGCGGGGCAGGGACGCGCUUCGGCUCGCCCAUGCCUUCGUGACUAGCCGGAUACUCUACGCCGUCCCAUACCUUCGCACUAACAAGCACGAAGACGACAGAAUAGAUGCCAUCAUUCGCAAGGCGACUAAGCGAGCUCUGGAUCUCCCUGUGGCCACCUCCAACGCCAAACUCAGAGCUUUAGGCGUGCUCAACUCCUACCAGGAGUUGCGGGAGGCCCACCUUGUCAAUCAAUACACGCGGCUCGUGCAGACGGCUCCCGGGCGCCGCCUGCUAAACCGAUUACAGAUCCAACACGUUUGCCCUGCAGAGGAGGCGGAGCGUAUUCCAGAACUCUGGCGCCAUAUGCUCUCGGUCUCUCCGCUCCCCAGUAACAUGGAUACGCACACGCACGAAAGCAGACGACAAGCGCGGGCUCGGACGCUUGAAAGACAACACGGCUCUCGACCUGGUGUAUUCUACAUGGACAUAGCAGGGCCUUCGCCCAAGGGAUUUUACACGGCCUCUGUAAUUCACCAGGAAAAACACGUCAAUGGGCUCUCCUUCCGAGCACAAAAUUCAGAGCGAGCUGAGGAAGUAGCGAUAGCGCUUGCUGCCGCGGAUCCCAAUUCGAAAGUCAUCAUCACGGACUCCCGUAAAGCAUGUGCUCACUACUUGGCAGGGGAGAUAUCCCCCUUAGCCGGCCAAAUUCUAAAACGGGCUGCCAUUGAUCCGACCCCGAAACGCAUUAUAUGGGCUCCUGGCCAUCAGGGCUUACGAGGUAAUGAGGCCGCUGACGCGGCCGCCCGAGCGCUUACCCACCGGGCUCCUCACCCUGGCUCUUAUGACUCAGAGGCCAAUACACCGCUUCUGCGGUUCAAAGAAAUUCUCUCAUAUUAUCGCGACACUCACCGCCUUUUCCCGGCUCCUGCAAAGGGGCUGAGUAAGGCGGAUGAGCGAACUCUAAGGCGCCUGCAGACAGGUACUCUACUCUGCCCUGCAAUAUUAAAGCACUACGAUCCAAACACGGAUGGGCGGUGCCCACACUGUGGGGAGACCUGCGAUAUCUUCCACAUGGUGUGGGCAUGUACUAAAAAUCCCCACCUGCCCCCUUCCCCUACCCCUUCACGAGAGGCAUGGGAGACUGCCCUCCUCAACUGCUCCUCACUGGAGUCGCAACGGGCUCUGGUGCGACGGGCGCGAGACGGGGCCUCGUCAUGCGGUGUCCCGGACUAGGGACGCCGACCAUGUACCGGGGUCAUGCUUUGGCCCCCAAACUCUCUUUUUUUUUUCUUUUAUAAUAAAUGUUUUUUUCAUC
Molecule: messenger RNA, 1690 nt
Organism: Rhipicephalus sanguineus (brown dog tick)
Lineage: Eukaryota; Metazoa; Arthropoda; Arachnida; Ixodida; Ixodidae
Exons: 1
Coding region: 1-1608 (535 amino acids)
Molecular function (GO): nucleic acid binding
Source: RefSeq, a predicted model, not a curated record